AUGUUCAAAUGUUCAAGAAAGUCCCACCUGGCCAUCGUGCAGCGAGUGAACAACGAGGGUGAGGGAGACCCCUUCUACGAGGUGAUGGGCAUCGUCACCCUGGAGGACGUCAUCGAGGAAAUCAUCAAAUCAGAGAUCCUGGACGAGACCGACCUCUACACUGAUAAUCGUACAAAGCGUCGUGUUUCUCACCACGAGCGGAAGCAGCAGGACUUCUCCAUCUUCAAACUGUCAGAGAACGAGAUGAAAGUGAACAUUUCUCCUCAGCUUCUCCUGGCGACGCAUCGUUUCCUCUCAACAGAGGUGGAGCCCUUCAAACCGUCUCACAUCUCCGAGAAGAUCCUGUUGAGGCUGAUCAAACAUCCCAGCGUGGUUCAGGAGAUGAAGUUUGACGAGAAGAACAAGCGAGCGCAGCAGCACUUCCUGUUCCAGCGCAACAAACCGGUGGACUACUUCAUCCUGGUGCUGCAGGGUCGAGUGGAGGUGGAGUUUGGUAAGGAGGCGCUCAAGUUUGAGAACGGAGCCUUCUCUUACUUUGGGGUUCCCGCCAUCAUGCCGACAGUGCACAGAUCCCCCUCUCGCAGCAGUGGUCUGGACCGCUCUGAGUCCAUGCUGUACGGGGGGAGCAUGGGGCAGCUGAACGGAGGGGGGAACGUCUACCUGCCAGACUACUCCGUCAGACAGCUCACACACCUCCAGAUCCUCAAGAUCACCCGGAGUCACUACCAGAACGCUGUAACAGCCACCAGGAUGGACAGCUCUCCUCAGACCCCGGACGCUGACGCUCGUCCCACAGAAGGCAACACCCCGACGCCAGAGCCUCCGACAACGGAGCGCGCCGCCACUCUGAUGCCCCCGGGGCACCCGACCACCGCCACCCUCAUGCCCCCGCCCAGGGAGCCCGGCCGGCCCAGCUCUGCAAGAACCCACGGACCACAGUCCAGUGUCCUGCACAGCACGUCGCUGCUGAACGAGAAGAACCGCAUCGUCAGAAGUAAAUCUGACGGCCAGAAGAGUCCGAGUGACUCAGUGUUUCUCAGGAUGGACGAGAUCCCGUACAUCAGAGAGGACAGAGCGGAGACCGACACUCACACGGACAUGGCCCCCGUUCCCAUAGAAACGGACACGUCUCCUUUCAUCAGCAGCAGCCUGUCGCUGAGCGGCUCAGAGGAAACACUGGGCAAGAAACUCCUGCUCAAACUCAGCCACAAGAAGAGGAAAAAAUCUCGCGAAGGAGAGAAAACACCAGAGGACAUUUCAGAGCAGCCGCUGGUAAAAACCUAGCAGAGCGAGCAGGAGACAGACGUGAACUCUCCAUCAUGUGAUGGUUCUUUAAGUUGUUUGUAAAGACGGUGAAAACUAUCAGAGUUUUAUCUGAGAACACCCCCCCUCCAUCACCUGGACGAUAGUAAACAGGUGCAGCUUCUGCAAUAUGCAUUCAACUGUAGCCUCUCAUCCUGCAGGCUGCUGAUGCUCGUAUGUAAAGAACUGACGAUUUGUAGAAACAAGUUGAAUUUUUAUACAUUAUAUAACCUCCUCACAUUUGACUUCUCCAGUGGAGCUAAAGGAAAUGAACAGGAAACAGAUGGACGACACCAAAGACGUUGUGGUUUUGUACAUUCUGCUCCAAAAUCAGGGGAAAUCUGGAGAAACCUCAACAAGUAAAAUACCUGCUUUGUGCUGGUGCUAGAUUCAAAUCCAACUGUAUCAUCAGUCAUUUUUUCCCUACUUUUUAUUUAUUUACAAGUAAAUCCAGACUCUAGCUGUGUCUAAAUUUCAGGUGCCGCAUCCUUCAGAGGCUGAAUUUAAAGGCUGUCCAACUGCAAAGACUUCUUUAAAUUUAUUUCUGCAUUAUAUGAACCUUGAAACUUGAAACAGAAUUCACUGCACUUUGGUGAUAACCUAUUUUUUAAAAGAGCGAUUCUGGCGCCGGCAAACAACGAGACGCCUGAUGUCUCAUCUCAAUAGAUCAGCGAAUCGUACACACAUUAAAAAACCAGGGGGCAUUUAAACGUUCUCGCUGUGCAGCUCUGUUGCUAGGUGAUAGCAAUAAGGGCGGGACAAACUAGUUCCAGUAGACGCAGACCGUGUCCUUUGGGGGACGCGACCCUGGAUUUGGACGCAGCUUCUGAGUCUGUUAGUGUCCAGAUGUCAAAGACGUUUAAACAGUUUAUCAGGAUCAUCAACUAUUGACUGAUUGUUUGAUUUUUUAAUUAUUAUGACAUACACCAGCUGACCCUCCUCCUCGUCUCACCUCUUGUAUUUUGUCAUUGUUUUUUAAGCUGUGUGAUUUCAAGUGCAUUUUAUACUUUGUGAGUCUGUAUUUGUUUGUUUUUUAAAACCAUAAGACAAUAUCAGACUGUGGCUCAGAUUUGAAGAAACGACUGGAGCUCUGACUUUCUGGUUUUCAUCUCAUCAAACUGUUUCAGAUCCCUGAAGCUUUUUCAAAUAAUCAUCAACAGAGCUGAGCCACUUGUUUUAUUAUUCGAUCCAUUCAGUUCAAUUUGUGUGUUGUUCUCUCUGUAUUUUCUUUACUGGAGCAAACAGAGUCUCUGCAGGGACUGUUCAGGCUCAGAUGUCUUAAAGGAGAAAGACAUUAUUGGGUUUAUUCAACAUAUUCGCAUGUAUCUCAAAUGUGUAUUGAUUUUUCAGCGUUAAAAUAUUAUCCAACCCAACAGAAUGAGUCUCCAUGUGUGGCUGCAGAGGGCGCUGUUGUUCAGUAACAGUUACAUAGUGAUGCUUUAAAGAUCGGACACCCGAUUGGCUCCAGGACCACCGUGGGAAAUGAACUGGCCAGAAAAUGGUGGCGUCUAAAGGGACUGAGAAAUAUUUGAGAGCAGAAGAGAAAAAUAAGAAGAAGAAGAAGAAGAAGAAGAAGAAGAAGAAGGGGUCAUCAGCGAAGCUCAAAGCAGAAGAAGAAGUGAGCGUAACGAAGAUGUUUUUAUUGAACUUUGACAAAAAACAGUCUGCGAUGAAGAAUGUGUCCAAAACCCCGAAUCAUCCUCUGUACAAGGUGUUUUCUUUGCUGCCCCCUGGUGGCGUGGCAUCUGAGUGCACACUAAGCCUUAACUGUAGCGUCACACAAGGCCAACAAAACCUCCGCAGAAGUUGCUGUGUUUAAAUUUUCACCAAACUUCACUAUUCUUUUGUUUGUGACCUACUUUUAGUGAAUAAGAGCAAUACAGAAAACAGCUGAUGUGACAAAAACCACAAAUUCAACAUGAGUAUUGUCAGAAUCCAAAAGAAAUGAAACAUACUCACCUGGCAGACAGAUCCUGCACGGAGCUCCACAGACUGAGUGUUAUUUAAUCCAAACAUUACGUUGUAAUAAUUUGUAGAUUAUAUUGAGAUGAAAUAAGUUACACUGGAUGUAUAUUUUCAAGAAUAAUAGGAAAACAUGACUUUUAUAUAUUGUGAAUGGCUGCUCAUCAUAUUAUUUAUAUUAUUCCUAUUUGGAAAUUAAAAGUUAUGGAGCCUUAACACUGAAAACGUUGUGCUGCGUUACUUGUUGGAUUUCUUUUGUAACUCUUUCUCUCAGAACCGUGCUUCUGCUGACACUGUGCACUUGUACUCACAUGCACCUGGCGUUCUAUUGGUCGGGGGAAUUCUGACUUGUUUCACCAAUCCAAUGCAUGAAUGGACAGUUUGAGCACAAGCAGGGGUUAUCUGAGUGUGAGCGCAGGGCUUAGAGUGAAAGCAUUUACAAAAUCUAAAUGUGAAUUCAUGAAGUUCUGCCCAGAAAAAAAAGAACACCAUUCGCUCACUGCAUGUCGACUGCAGCCUGAAAGAGCUGAAAUGAUUUUUUGUUUUCUGGAGCUUUUACACGUCCGUUAACGCAGGUUCACGUUUGAGCUUGUGAAUUUGAGAGAAGUGUAUU
This is a messenger RNA of Paralichthys olivaceus (Japanese flounder), 3877 nucleotides long. NCBI's taxonomy places the organism in Eukaryota, Metazoa, Chordata, Actinopteri, Pleuronectiformes, Paralichthyidae. The record is from RefSeq and is a predicted model, not a curated record.